Messenger RNA from Clunio marinus, 2041 nucleotides. Lineage: Eukaryota; Metazoa; Arthropoda; Insecta; Diptera; Chironomidae. The record is from the annotation of a GenBank genome assembly.
UGCAAAGUUUUGCUUAACUAUAAUAAGCCAUAAUUAAAAUUAACUUUUAAUGUUUUUAAAGUCAAAAACAAAAGCUUAAAAUUCAUCUAAAGAAAAAACUUUAAACUUUGAAGAACAAUUAAACUUUUUUAAAAUGAUUAUGAUUGCAGGAGUCGAUUCAUACGUUUCCAUGGAGACGACGGUCUUCGGAGCCGGACUUGGAAUGUGCGUUCUUGUUGUAAUUUUUUUCCUGUAUAUGAAUCGGAAGUGGUGUUUUAGUCAUACGUCUGGAAGCUUUCCUUGCUGUGACGAAAAAUCUCUGUCAACAAAAACAAUUCAUUCAUUUAGAAGUAGUCGUUAUCCUUAUCAUGAAAAUUCGAGUUCCGAUUCAGAAGAGGAAAUUCUUAGACGAUUAAAAUUGCAGCAAUCAAUAAGUUUACAAAGCGGCCAAAUAGCAAAAUAUGGUGGAUUCAGUAGUCCAUUGAAUCAAUCAAUAAAUUUAGAUGGCUUUCAACCCAUUCCAAUCGACAAUGUCGUGUCAUCAUCAACGAAACCAAUAAAAUAUAGCUCAUCAAGAUCGAGUAAUUUUCAUCGGUUUAAUAACGCUAACAGUAAAAAUCGUGACUUACUCGGGCAAGCUGAAAGGGGGAAAAUUGGAUCAUCUCAUACCAGUAGUGAAUGUAGUUCAAAUAGUUCAGUAGAAGCUUCAGUCGAAAGUAACAUGGGUCUUAUUAAUCAUGAGAAGAAAGAUCGAAGACAAAUCCAUCCAGCAUUAGAAAGAACAGCACCAUUAAGAGAUUCCAAAAUUGAGAGAAGAAAUAGUGGAUGCAAAUCAUUAAGAUCAAGUAUUGUUCAACAAGAUAGUCUUGAAGACGUCCCUGAUAUCAAUGGCAGCAGCAAUCAAGAUUGCAUUGUCGAUGUUCAGGAGCCAAUGUUCGACACCAGUGACCUUAAAUCAUUGAAAUCUGAACUAGAUUUGAAUCCACAAAGUCCAACUGCUUCGCUUUUAGAGCGUGGUGGUAGUAGCAGUCUUGAAAUUGCACUUCUUUACGACGCUCCAAUGCGAAAAAUGACUGUGCAUGUUCUUCAAGCUCGCGGUAUCCCAACAAGAGAAAAGACCACAACACACACUCAAGUUAGAUUACUAAUCCUACCAAGUAAGAAACAAAAGCAUAAAACGAAAAUACGAAGCGGGGAAAAUCCACAAUUUAUGGAAAGCUUUUUAUUACAUCGCGUGAACCCUGAAGAAGUUAACUCAAUGGGACUUCGUGUCCGUGUUUAUGGUUGCGAACGAAUGAGACGAGAACGACUGAUUGGUGAAACAAUAAUAAGCUUUGCAACCAUCGAUUUGGAUUUGGAGACGAAUUUAUGGUUGCCAUUGGAGCCGCGAAAUAGUUCAGUUUUGAGUGGAUCAUCAAGCGAUUUACUUAGUUUAGCAAGAUCAGAUAGCACGGGAUCAACAACAUCAAUGCAGCAUGGUGGUGUGCCUGAGUUGCUUAUAGCCCUUGGUUACAAUGGCACCACAGGUCGAUUAACUGUUGAAAUAGUUAAAGGAAGUCAGUUCAGAAACUUGUCACUUGGAAAAGCACCAGAUACCUACGUGAAAUUGUGUUUAGUUAGCAGUAUGGGACAAGAAAUUGCACGUUCAAAGACAUCCACCAAACGUGGUCAACCAAAUCCAUUAUUUAAGGAAACUUUUAUCUUUCAGGUCGCCCUUUUCCAACUAAACGAUGUCACUUUAAUGAUUUCUGUAUACGCGAAGAGAAACAUGAAACGAAAUGAAAUGGUUGGAUGGUUUUCAUUAGGCCUAAACUCAUCGGGACCCGAAGAAGCACAACAUUUUAACGAUAUGCGUGAUGCCGCAAACAUAAAUGGACAAGUUGGAAAAUGUGAUUUGAUUGCGAGGUGGCACGUUUUAGUGAGGUUGUCUCCACGACGCAACAGUUUAACAAACUUCAUGAAGCGUUUAUCGAAGGAUAAUAACAUGAACAAGAAAGACGACUCGUGUACCGUCGAUAUUCUUGAAGAUUUGUUGCCUGGUGAUGAUCUCAACUUUGUAUAA